GUACACUAUCCAUGCCAGGAGUACUAUCUCACUAAGGGACGAAGGUCGCUACAUUCUCGCCAGACAACGUCACUGCAUUGGCUUGCGGGUGUAUUCGGACGGCACUCUAUGUCUCACUCAAUCCCAUCGGUCCUUUGAGAAUUGCAUAGUGUCGGCGCAAGAGUUGUGUGGAAUGCCUUUCGAAGCAAUCUUCAUGAUUUCAAAGCAUGAGCGCCAGACCGAUCAAUCUGACGGCCCACAUCUCUCAGCAGGCACGGCCGCCUGCUCGGGUGCAUUUGACUUCGCUGGAGGCACCACCGACAAUCAUCGCGUGCCUAUGCUCUUCCCAGAACUGCUUCGACUCCUUCCAGCCUACUACUUCUGCCCAAAUUAUUUAUCCACCUUAGCAGCGUGUUCCAGAGAUGUAAAGACAGAAGUUCUGAAUCGAAACCAUUGGAUCGGCUGUCAUCUGGAUUUGGAAACACCAGAAUUUCUUCGUGAUCAGGAAACCUUGAUGGCCAUGUCCAAGUGGUGGAGAAAUGCUCGAACCGUCAACCUGUCGCAAAAUCAGCUCGCAUGGCUGGAUGAAAUUCCACAGAACUGUAUGCUGCGGUGGAAGGUGUUCGAUCUGCCCGUUCAUGAUGAAUGUUUUUCUGGCUACAGGGCGACUCAUUCUCUACUGGGCUGCGCACGAUUCCGCAUCAGUGUUCCGGAUAACGUCCGUGCACUUCGGUUCGGCAUUGAGAAUCCGCGUGGACCAGAAGCGGUGUACAUGAGCAUCCAUGAGCUGUUCACAGAGCGAAUGUGUUUUAGUCUCGGCCUAGUGCCUCUACAGAGAGCCAGGGGUUCUCGGCGCGUGCCUCUGGCGAGAGAAGUUCUUCGAUGUCGGGCACCCAAUGACGUGAUGCUUAUGUGGGACCGACGCUACUUUGCGGUCAACCUCAACGGUUUUAACUUCGGACCGGUGCGACUGGAAUUGGAUGCUCUGCAUGGUCCGCCUUCGCAAGCAGUUCCCGUUGUCUGGGCGAGGCGAGCUCAACGUAACAGAGACGUCACCAUAACGCCUCUGUUGAGCCCUGUGAUGCCUGCAGCAGAAUGUUGCUGUCGCAUAUGCCAGCUAUCACAUGUGCUGGAACAUCACAGUUGCGCCGUAUGCCCGGUUUGUUCUGCCUGGGUAUGCAGAGAUCACGUGGAACUAGAGCCCCAAGCACAACGUCCUGGCUGUCCUUCUUCACUGGCUGAUUUCCUGGGUGCAUCUGUGAACUACACCCAUCCAUGCGAUGAGGAACACAUCAGACUGGCAGUUGCUGUACCAACAGAGCCCGGUCCACGUGAUGGUUUUCAUACACACAAUUGCGAUGCACUUCUGGUAGGAAUGUACCGCAGGUUGACCGACAAUAUCUUGAACAACAUCCUGCAGAUGUACAACUGUGCAUUGCAGGGACCUCCAGUUUCUGAACCCACAUCCCGAGCUUGUCUGGGACAUCGGAGCAUCCGGGGCACCAUCGUAGCGUUCUGCACAACUGAGCUUCCAGAUGAUAUCUUUUGGGCCGAAAGCAUAGCACACUCCUUGAACAACUGCUGCACUUUUACCUCGAAUAGCAUCAUCUGGCAUCCACGACCUCUCCGGCCCAUUCAUGUGUGCUUCGUGGAGGAAGAGACGGAUGAGUUAAUCGAUCAUGAUCGUCCUGACGGAUAUGUGAUUGAUGACGCCGAUGAGGACAUGGACGUAGCUGACUUGACUGGAGAAGGCUCGACGUUGCUCGGCGGCUGGCCUGCAGCAUUGGAGAACGUGGCGGGGAGUGUGCUGCGGGAAGCACCUCGGCAUCCUGUCUUCGAUGUGCCGGAAAAUACUGGGACAGAGAGUGUCGAGCAUCUGCGUCCGUGUCUGGACUUGGCCAACAUCAACAAGUGCGACCGCGAUGCUCUUCUUCGUUUCGAAGCAGAAGGUCAUCGCUAUUUCUACAAAGAUGUUUCAGUCAGUUGCAGCGUUACGACGCUGAUACAUCAAUACGCUGAGGAGUUCGACCCGGCCGUGGCCUUGCAGAAAAUGAAGAAUGGCAGACGAUGGCCUCGUCCGGAAUAUAUGGAUCCUGAAGCCAAUCUCGUUGCCAUAUCCAAGAUGUUAGCUGGUUUGGACUUUCGGCUUCAAGCAGACAUCGUUGCUUUGCUGACGGAGGUGAACCCAGAUCGCAGCAAGAUCUGCGAACUAGUUGCCGAGUCCAAGAGCGAUAUGGAGGAAUGGGAAGAGUUUACUGCACAAUUGAUGCUUCACGACAACGAGAUCCUGGACUUGUGGGACAGGAGAAGGAACGAAGCUGCCAAUUCAGGUACCUGGAUGCACGCCAUGCUGGAGCGUUUGUUGAAUGGUUACAUGAUCCGAGCGAACCGCAUGCAGGGAGUCUCAAAUGGAGUCCGUAGAAGUGUACCGCACCGAGUGGUGUAUUUAUGCAGUGGACGAGGACGUGGCGGGCUCUAUCGACCUCGUUCUCAAAGAAUCGAAAAGGAUGAGGACAUCUAUUACCUCGUGGACUGGAAACGAAGCGAAAAGCUUCGGGACAACUACAACAGCUUUGGCAGAGCUAUGAAGCCACCCCUCCACGAGGUUCCGGACUGCCAAGGAUAUCACUAUCGACUGCAGCUUAAUAUAUACAAAUGGAUUCUGGAAAAAUAUUACGGAAUCAAGGUGCGCGACAUGAAGGUCAUCUGCAUCCACCCCCGCUAUCUGCCAGAUGGAUUUGUGGACGAUGUGCUAGAUAUGCAAGCUGAGGUGUCCCAGCUCAUGCAGAGUCGCCGGGACUCCUUGCUGGCUCAUAACAUGCAGCACGACAUGGAACUGAAUUCAGUGGAUGUGGGACCGGGAGAUGCCACAGACUCUGCGCCAGCCGUUCGGCCAAGUCAAGAAGCUCGACAGAACAUGGAGCAGCAGCCAUCUUUGUCACUGCCUGGAGCCUCGCAGGCUGCACGCUUGGACACUCAGGACGAUUUGGAGAAAGACUUAGAGAACCUUAUGAUGGAGAAUCUCUCAGACGACGAGCCUCAUGCCUCCAAGAAGCGUCGACUCUUGCCCGGUGCCGCCGAGCACUCGGUGAACUGCAAAAAAAUGUUCGCCAGGUGCCAUGAAAUUUUAGCCGACGCCCUGGACUCGUAUUCAGCAGAUGUGUGUGUCAGGCGACACACGAUCCUGGGAAACACCAGAGCCAUGCUGUCGGAGCUUCGUCGCGAGUUCCCGAACUUAUCCGCGCAAGUCUGUCGAUUGAUCCUCGUAGCAGCACAUCUGGCCGAGGGCAAAGUGUCGGACAAGCCAAUGCUGCCAGACUCAGCUGCUCUUACAUGGAUGGUGGAGGGAGAUCGGCACCUGAGGGUUCACAAAGGCUUUCUUUACGUCUACGAUGAUGAUGGAUGUUUUCUUCCCUUCAGCGGAAUUCCACCGGAGUCAGUGCUGCAGCGAGUUUACAGUUUCUUCGCAUGCUUGGAGGGUCUGUUCCGACGCAUGAGGCCAGAGAUCUCUCGAAAAGGUGACUCAGUGGCCAGGGCCAUAACAGCAGAUCUACAAUCCUUCGAGAAUGAAGAUGAAUUCCUACAGGCAUGCAGAGAUGCUACAAACCUCCGACAAAAAACAGCGGCUUAUCCUCCCAGGCUGGACGCCGACGAAACUCUGGAGCAGCACCAGGACGACAAGGCCGCACCGCAGCACGAUUCAGCAGAUGAGCUUUGGGCCAUGGAGAUGGCAGAAAAAGCGUGGAAGUUGUCUUGCAACAUAAGACAGGAACUCAUGCAUACUCGGAUGAUUUCUCUUCUGGUUGAAUGGUGCGAAACAGAAGAUCAGAGAUCCACCGCCAUCUGUUAUGAUGACGUUUGUUUCAUGUACGAUCGGCCCGGUUCUCCACAUCCCAUAGAUGCAGUGAAGAAAGGUCCACACAACAACUGUUAUGUGAGAGUUCCUCAUCCUUUACUGGACCCAGUCAUGGAAGCCAACCAGGAGCGUUUGCAACUCUUCUACGAGCAGACCUUCUGGUGUAAUUUGGACGUAUUCAGGUGUUUCCAAGCAGCUGCAGCCAUUGCCAAGCGUGGGUACAAUGUCGACAGAUGCUUUAUAGGCAUAUCGCCUGGAGGAGUGGGACAAAGCCUGUACUCGCUGCAUCUAUCCGAAAUGUACAAACAGAACCAUGCAUUUUUUGAUCCGAACAUAUGGCACCUGGACGAGGAGCUGCGGAAGCAGGUUGAGUCUUUCGCGCGAUGUUUCAUAUUAACAGGACAAGAAGCCCCCGAAACAAGCAAAAAGAUGCAUAUAGAUCUCUACAAAAAAACUAUUUCGGGAGAUGGCAUCAUGGGGCGCAAACCGUACGGAUACAGUACCAGCAUGUUCCGGAUGAUCGGAUGGACAAGGCUGGAAAUGAAUCGAAUUAUGCAAUUCAUAGGAGUUCGGGCCAGCAGCUUCCACUCCAUGUUCAGGCGGUCGUUCGUGUGGAAGUCUAAGGCCAGAUUUGUUCAGAAGAAGUUCUUGUCCAAAUACCCGGACCACAAAAAGGACGGCAUCUUCGAGGCAGAUCCAAGCCUGAGCAAAUUCCUGAGUACGUCUCAAGCAUCUAUUGCAGGCCUCAGACUACAAUGGGCUUUCGAACGAGAUCAUACGAAAGAUGACUGUUGUCAGCUGAUAGAAGACUAUUGUAACGGCGGCGAUGGUUUUCUGACAGAAGACACGAUGAGGAAUGCAUGUGGCCUACCAGUUCGACAACGGCAGAUACAGGAGGAAGACGGCCUGGCCAAUGUUCUGGAAGCGGAUGCUCAAAGUGAGGAAGAAAGAGAAGAAAACGAUGUGGAAUGGGAAAACCUUCGCAGCUUCUUGGUGGAGCACAUGCUUGCCAGCGACCUGUCUCACGUGACAUUCUAUGAGUUCAAGAAGGUUACCUUCAAACCAGACAAGCACCCCAACUUGUCGAAGGCUGAUAUGUGGGACCAGAUGAUGCAGCACGAUGUCGUCCGACCAGCUAUCAUGAAAGGCAAGACCAGCAAGGAAAAGCCUGGUGCUUUUAUUCCCCUGUUCAAAUUCAAGAAGCAAUUUGCGGACAUAUGUCAUCAAGACGAUCACAAGACUAGAAUGAACUUCGAGGAGGAGCAUGAUCUGGGACUGCUCAAGAAAUAUGCAUUUCAGAGCCAGGGACGACUGAUGAACGCGGAGAACCUGAAGAUCUACUAUCAGUCCAUGAUGCCUGCAGCCCGCAAGGGACGAAGAACCUUGGAGCAGGACGAGGUCGUGACCAAAUAUCAAAAAAUCAUUCAAAAGUUGGAGGAUCAUGAGGACAGCAUCCUGGCUGUACUUCUGCCCAAAAAGAGACGCAUGACAGGAAAGACAUCACAGGAAGAGCAGGGAUUCCUACAUCAAGACGACCAGACGGAGUGGCAGUCCAGCAAGUCCAGCAAAAGUGUGCAGUAUCGCUACAGUGACAAGCAGUCCUACAGCAUCGCCGCUCGACGUUAUGCUGAGAAGGGUGGCGCGCAGUCAAUAUCGAGACGACUGCAGGUUCAUGUUGUAGACGGACACACCACGGACCUCGACAUCUCCAACUGCUGCCUUACGCUCGUGCAGCAGAUACUCCAGAAACUGGAGCCGCAGCCGGCUCUGCCUGAAGAGUUGGCGGCUCUCCUGGACGACAUCGUACAGAGAAGAACAGACUUCUUGUCUGAACUAGAUCUCCACCUCGUAGAGGGCAAGAAGCUCAUCAACACUGUUUUCAAUGGUGGCAGUCCUCCAGACGAACUCAAGGGUCACAGUCGUAUCAAGAAAUUGCAGAAGCUGUCUCUGUACGUCCGCUGGGUGGCUUGCAAUAUCCUGUACGGUGAUUACAUGAGCCUGCAGGACAGCAAACAGAAGGAAUUUCCUUCUGCAACAAUCAUGUCUCUCAUGUGGCAUUCGGUAGAAGAUGCAAUACUGCAUGCGUGGACAGAACACGUGCUGGCAGGGCCAACGAAGCCAAGGCAUUUAUCUCUUCAUUUCGAUGGCAUUCGCGUGUCGUCGGACUUCAUCUCCGACAUGGAGGAUUACAUCAAGGGAUGUCAGGAGGCGAUCACCAAAGCUACAUCAUUCAAUGUGACGAUCGUCGCCAAGACACACCACUGCUUCAGCCAGUUGUUACAGAAGCGGGGAACUAAAGCUAACAACUUGUCCAACGUCCCGACGGAGCUGCUCCAGCCGGGGAAUUGCGUGCCGUGCGGUCUCUGGCGCAUCGUUCCACUAUCUCGACAAUCGAUUGUGGCAGCUAUCGGGAACAAGGACCUGCCGGAGAACGCCAAUGUCGGCACGACAAAGUACAGGUCCUAUCGCUCCAUGGCUCAGAUGUGUGAUGUGGAUCUCGUCGCCUGUGUGGGAUUGCCUCAGCCGCAUGUCAAAUCCUACAUGCUGCACUAUGAAGGCACCGGUUCACCGCAUUGCGUUGCCGUUCGGCUCGAUGCAUCGACCAAAACAGCCACUGUCUUGGACGGUCGCAGUGUUUACAAACUGUCUAUUCGUCUGCUGGCUGAAAUCUGCGCAGCGGCAGUGGACACAUCUACGGUCGUCUGCUAUUGGAAGCGCGACCCGCAGGACAAGUUAGAUGGCAAGUUUGCUGCACUGCUGGACAUGGUGGCCGGUGCUGCAUCUGAGGAGUCGGAAUCACUUGAAGACGACGGCCCGUCUGGAAUGCCCAGCAAAUUUUCCUUUGACGAAGACGAUAAUGCCUUUGUAUCCGAUGGAAUCCUGGCCAUGCUCCGCCAGGAAACCAAAGAAGUUUUAGAGGAUCCCCGCAAGAUGUCCAGUAGAGUUGAUGGUCGACGACUGUGUCCGUUGUGUCCUUUCAGAUCGUUUGCACAGCUACGCCAACUACGCACGCACUUGGAGAAGCAUCAUGUGGAAUCCAACCAGUAUGUUUGCUCUGGUACUAAACAGAUCAAAGUCAUUUUGGCGUUGUACGACCACGCGGCUUCGUCACAGUUGGCAGCAUGUGAGCUUUUGCAGAGGAGUGCUGCGCUGAUGCGGAGUACUGUAACUCCACCGCUGAACCACCGCAUCAAUCAUGUCGACAAGCAUAUACGAUUGGUUCUCGAUGCAGCUGGCCAUCGUUAUGUCAACCUGUUGACUUUGAGAAACGAUAUGGAGCUAAGACGUGUCAGGAACAUCUACUAUACACAUUCCUAUGCAGAUUUGCUUCUUCGAGAAGCAGUGCUGAAUCAUGCACAGGCGGGCGGUCUCGACCGUUUUGUGAGCCUAGGCGACGUAAGCAAGCGUGCAUCCUAA
Messenger RNA from Symbiodinium sp. CCMP2592, 7252 nucleotides. The record is from the annotation of a GenBank genome assembly. NCBI's taxonomy places the organism in Eukaryota, Dinophyceae, Suessiales, Symbiodiniaceae.